AUGGCGGAUGUCGCAGAUACCGCGGCCCAAAGUCCAGGGAAUACUGAACAAAAACCUAUCAAAGUAAAAUGGUAUCGAUCAGUCUUUUAUAAUGCUACAAUCCUUGGGCUCUGCAGCUUUGCUGCACCGGGGUUAUGGGGAGCGAUGAACUCUCUCGGAGCUGGCGGUUCCCAAUCGCCUUACCUCGUUAACACUGGGAAUGCGCUCACGUUCUGUCUUAUGAUAAUAUCUUGUUGGUUGACCAGUGGUGUUGUCAAGUAUAUCGGUAUCACCGGUGCCCUAUUUGUUGGCACCAUUGGUUAUGCCCCGUAUAGUGCCGGACUAUAUCUGAAUAACCGCUAUGGUGUCGAAUGGCUGGUUAUUGUUGGGGCUGCCUUCUGUGGAAUAUCAGCCGGAAUUUUCUGGGCGGCAGAAGCAGCCAUCGCAAUUUCUUAUCCUGAGCCGCGCAAUCGAGGGAGAAUGGUCGCCUAUUGGUUAACGUGGACUCGAAUUGGACAGAUCUUGGGAGGAGCUGUGAAUCUAGGGCUUAAUAUAGAUCGCAACCAGGCUGGAAAAGUCUCUUAUACGGUAUACAUCAUAUUCAUUGCCCUUCAGGCAAGUGGGACGCUGGUUGCUCUACUCCUUAAUCGGCCAUCGAAGGUCCAACGUCGGGAUGGUACUCCUGUCCAACUUGUCAUAUACGACAAUCCCUGGCAAGAAAUCAAGACCACGACAAGAACCUUUUUCACCAGAAAAUUUCUCUUGAUUGUUCUAUGGAUAGGUCAAGGGGUCUACUCAGAGGCCGUCUUCUUCACUUAUAACGCUCUAUGGUUUAGCGUGCGCGCAAGAGCUCUUGGGUCAUUCCUAUCCGGAAUUAUAGCAGUUAUAUGCGGAAAUCUCCUCGGAGUAUGGCUAGACCAGCACCAAAUCUCUCUUAAGACAAGGUCCCGCCGCGCUUUCGCAGUUAUCAUGACGUUACAAGGUGCUUGGUGGUUGUGGCUCACGAUCAAUGUUACGGAGUAUAAUCGGACCCAACCUAUUUUCGACUGGAACGAUCCCGGAUUUGGAAGGGCAUUUGGCGUUUUCAUCUUCCUCGUUUCUGGCUUCCAGCUUAACUAUAAUUUCUCAUACUUCAUUAUUGGUCAACUAUCGUCUAGUCCGCAAGAAACAAUUCGUCUUGCGGCGUUACUGCGUGGAACGGAAUCGGCUUGGCAAGCUGUCAGCUACGGAUUAAAUGCAGUCCCUAUAAUUGCAGCCAUUGGCGGCCCCUAUAUAAACUUUGGUUUAUGGGGUAUUUCCAUAAUACCGGCUUGGCUGGUGAUCAAAGAUUUUGGUACCGCUGGCGAUAAAUCUGACUUGGAGAGUCACCUUGAGAUUCAGGGGGAAGAUCUACGAAAAGAUGAAGGAUCAAACUAA
Messenger RNA from Daldinia childiae, 1395 nucleotides. RefSeq names its product UNC93-like protein 2. Bases 1 to 1395 code for a protein of 464 amino acids. Lineage: Eukaryota; Fungi; Ascomycota; Sordariomycetes; Xylariales; Hypoxylaceae. The transcript has 2 exons. The record is from RefSeq and is a predicted model, not a curated record.